CGAUGUCGGGCGCGUGUGUGGGGGCUGGCUGGGCUCACCUCGAUCCCCGUACCAUGAACGCCGCACACACACGAUAGCAUCUAUAAAGAUACAAUGCGCGUCGGCAGCGGCAAGGACACCACACACGACUCUCUCCACGAUGUCCUCCGCGCCGAAUCCCCUCGCACACCUGCGCAACAACACGUCACCCUGGUGGUGGAAGGACAAGGGCCUGCGCGCUCUCGCGCUCGGUAUCGCGGUCGGCUUCUCGAGCAGCGUCAGCACGGGCUACGACGGCGCCGUCAUGGCCGGCCUGCAGGCCAACUCGCUGUUCAUGAAGGCGAUCGACCACCCGAGCCCUACCAAGCUCGGCACGAUCGUCGCUGCCCAGUCGCUCGGCGCGAUCCCAGGCUACAUCCCAGCUGCGUGGGCGACCGACAAGUUUGGCCGCCGGUGGGCGCUGGUCAUCGGGUACAUUAUCAUCAUCAUCGGCGCGCUCGUGCAGACCUUCACCACGGGCGGGUGGAAGAUGUUUGGCGGGCGCUUCAUCCUCGGCUUUGGCGGCAGCUUCACGGGCGUCGCGGGCGGGCCGUACACCGCCGAGAUUGCACACCCGCGUAACCGUGCCCAGACGACCGCGCUCAUCCAGACAUGCUUCUACAUUGGCAGCAUUAUCGCCGCGUGGGUCUGCUUUGGCGCAGUGUACAUGCGCCACACGAACUGGAGCUGGCGCAUGUGCCUCCUCUUCCAGAUCAUCGUGCCCGUCAUGGCGCUGGCCGCCAUCCCCUUCAUCCCCGAGUCGCCGCGCUGGCUCGUGGCCAACGGCCGCGUCGAGGAGGCGCACGACAUGCUCGCCAAGUACCACGCCAACGGGGACAAGAGCGACGAACUCGUUGUGUACGAGUUGCAGGAGAUCCAGGAGGCAAUUGAGAUUGAGCGCGAGGCAAAGGGCAUGUCGUGGACCACCUUUAUCAAGACCAAGGGCAACCGCUGGCGCUUGGCGAUCAUUCUGACUGUCGCAUUCACGAGUCAGUGGGCGGGUAACGGUGUCAUCAGCUUCUACCUCGUCACGAUCCUCCAAUCCGUCGGCAUCACCAACGCAGUCCAACAAACAGGCUACAACGCCGGGCUACAGGUGUUCAACUGGCUCGCAGCCAUCUUUGGCGCGCUCGUCUGUGAAAAGUUUGGACGGCGCAAGAUGUGGCUCACGUCGGCGAUCGGCAUGUUCUUCUCGUACGUCGUCAUCACGGCCUGCUCGGCCGCCUACGCCAACGGGCACGACCCCGCAGGGAAGGCCGUCAUGGCCAUGCUGUUCAUCUACUUCUUCUUCUACGACAUUGGGUACACUGGCCUCACGCUCGCGUACCCCCUCGAAAUCCUGCCGUUCAACCUCCGCUCCAAGGGCGUGGCGAUCCUCCUCAUGUGUGUCAUGCUCUCGUCGACCUUCAACACAUAUGUCAACCCCAUCGCCCUCGCAUCCAUCACGUGGAAGUACUACUUUGUCUUCCUCGCCGUCUUGAUCUUCGCCAUUGUCGUCAUCUACUUCGCCUUCCCCGAAACCAAGGGCCGCAUGCUCGAGGAGAUUGCAGUCAUCUUUGACGGCGACAAGGCCGAACUUCACACCCAGAACCACCUCCAUGACGAGCGCGACUUGAAGCAGGUGCCGUCGUCGCCAGACACCGAGGCCAAGGAGAUCAGAUAUGAUAACGAUAAGCGUGUCUAA
This is a messenger RNA of Vanrija pseudolonga, 1702 nucleotides long. RefSeq names its product Lactose permease. NCBI's taxonomy places the organism in Eukaryota, Fungi, Basidiomycota, Tremellomycetes, Trichosporonales, Trichosporonaceae. The coding region runs from base 140 to 1702 and encodes 520 amino acids. Gene Ontology annotation, molecular function: carbohydrate:proton symporter activity. The transcript has 4 exons. The record is from RefSeq and is a predicted model, not a curated record. Gene Ontology annotation, biological process: transmembrane transport; carbohydrate transport. Gene Ontology annotation, cellular component: membrane.